AUGCGGCUCAAAGAGCUGCGCCGAAGGGCGGCGUGGCGGGAGUCCCGGUCGCGGCGUUCGGCUGCGGGCUCCUCACGGCCCCGAGCUGUCUCCUUUUUUUUUCCCCGAAGGGCGGUGUACUGUCCCGGAAGAAACUGGGGCGGCUUUGGACUGGGGGACGCCCGGCCCAGAGACUUGGCGGGGGCCCGGGAGCCCCUCCAACCCGGGACCCUGUCAGACCCGGGACCCUGUCAGACCGGGACCCUGUCAGACCCGGAGCCCUGUCAGACCCGGGACCCUGUCAGACCGGGACCCUGUCAGACCCGGAACCCUGUCAGACCCGGAACCCUGUCAGACCCGGGACCCUGUCAGACCCGGAGCCCUGUCAGACCCGGAACCCUGUCAGACCCGGAGCCCUGUCAGACCCGGGACCCUGUCAGACCCGGAGCCCUGUCAGACCCGGAGCCCUGUCAGACCCGGAGCCCUGUCAGACCCGGAGCCCUGUCAGACCCGGGACCCUGUCAGACCCGGAGCCCUGUCAGACCCGGAGCCCCUCCGACCCGGGACCCUGUCAGACCCGGAGCCCUGUCAGACCCGGAGCCCUGUCAGACCGGGACCCUGUCAGACCCGGGACCCUGUCAGACCCGGGACCCUGUCAGACCCGGGACCCUGUCAGACCCGGAGCCCUGUCAGACCCGGAACCCCUCCGACCCGGAGCCCUGUCAGACCCGGGACCCUGUCAGACCCGGAGCCCCUCAGACCCGAGCCCCACUCCCACGCUUGAGCCUCUCCCCUGGACGCCUGCAACCUGGUAUGGAAGGACCUGUUGGUUGUAAACUGUUUUUGAGUAAAUCCUCAGCAUUUGGAGCCAGUGCUGCUCCCCAAGUCUGCAUUUAG
This is a messenger RNA of Dipodomys spectabilis (banner-tailed kangaroo rat), 876 nucleotides long. Its product is annotated as sporozoite surface protein 2-like. The transcript has 2 exons. NCBI's taxonomy places the organism in Eukaryota, Metazoa, Chordata, Mammalia, Rodentia, Heteromyidae. Bases 1 to 876 code for a protein of 291 amino acids. The record is from RefSeq and is a predicted model, not a curated record.